AACCACCUGCGGCGGCGAUGGGGAUCGGUGAGCACUUCGAGGGCGUGAAGCAGCACUGGGCGAGCAACUUCGCCUUCCUCGACUACUACAAGAAGGUCUACGGCCGCGCCGAGCCCCUCCCCAAGUGGUCCGACGCCGACGUCGACGAGUUCAUCGCCUCCGACCCGGUCUACGGGCCCCAGCUCAAGGCCCUGCGGGAGUCGAGGAAGUUUGCGCUCGCCGGGGCCUUCGCCGGCGCCGCCCACCUCGGCGGCGUCGCGCUCAAGUACUCCAAGGCGCCGCACGGCGUCGUGCUGGCGACCGGGUUCGGGGCGAUCACGGGCGCCGUGCUGGGGUCCGAGGUGGCGGAGCACUGGUACCAGCUCUACAAGAUGGACAAGCAGGGGGCCAACCUUAGGUUCAUCUACUGGUGGGAGGACAAGGUCUCAGGACAGAAGAGCUGAACCAUGUUGAAUUGAAUGAUGCCUAUUUGAGCAUUCCAGUUUGACAAAAACAUUGAUGUCUAUUAUCUGUAAUCCUUAUUGUUUUGUUUUGUUUCCUAGUUUUUCUCUAAUAAGGUGCGUAUCGGUUGUGGAAACCAACUGGACGAUGUAUUUUUCAUCUCUGUCAGUAGUGACAUUUAUCCUUAGUACUUACAAUGUUUAUGGUCAAUCUGGUGCAAACAGC
This is a messenger RNA of Zea mays, 666 nucleotides long. Its product is annotated as putative Rickettsia surface antigen family protein. Bases 18 to 443 code for a protein of 141 amino acids. The record is from RefSeq and is marked provisional. Gene Ontology annotation, cellular component: respiratory chain complex II (succinate dehydrogenase); outer membrane. NCBI's taxonomy places the organism in Eukaryota, Viridiplantae, Streptophyta, Magnoliopsida, Poales, Poaceae. The transcript has 4 exons.